Messenger RNA from Xyrauchen texanus (razorback sucker), 1502 nucleotides. It is a transcript of the gene ric3a, whose product is annotated as RIC3 acetylcholine receptor chaperone a. The record is from RefSeq and is a predicted model, not a curated record. Bases 54 to 1502 code for a protein of 482 amino acids. Gene Ontology annotation, cellular component: neuronal cell body; neuron projection; intracellular membrane-bounded organelle. NCBI's taxonomy places the organism in Eukaryota, Metazoa, Chordata, Actinopteri, Cypriniformes, Catostomidae. The transcript has 6 exons. Gene Ontology annotation, biological process: protein localization to cell surface; synaptic transmission, cholinergic.
AUAAGUGAUGCUGAUGCUUUUCAGCAUUUAGGCAUCUUUUCACUCGCAGCACUAUGGCAAUUUCAACAUGUCAGAAGAUCACCUUCAUCUCUUGCAGCGUCCUGUGUAUGUCUUUAUUCUUACCCAAAAUGUUUUUAUCCAGAGGGAAGAAAGAAAUUGUGCACUCGAAGGUUGGGCCAGGGCAUUUUCCUCCCUUGCGAAACAGCCAUUCAUUCCCUGGAGAUCAAGAUAACUGGGACACAGAGUCUCAUUACAUCAAGCAUUACAACCCAGAGGCCAUCGCCAGAGCCAAGGGUGCUGGCAAGCCAAACCUUCUGGGUCAGGUGAUCCCUGUCUAUGGUUUUGGGAUCUUACUUUAUAUAAUCUACCUGUUCUUUAAGCUGACAUCUAAGGACAAACCUCCCCGACAAGUGUGCAGAUUUCCUAUACUGCAGCCAGAAUGCACAUUUGAAGAGAUGCCUACUUGUCAGCUGGUCCAGCUGCAUGCCAAAAUGAGUGAAAAAGUGAGAGAAAAGAGGAUAUCAAAAGUUGUCCACUCAUCUGCCAGGUCACGCAGGGAGACAAGGAGGCGAGAGGAGAGAAAGUUGAAACAGUUGAGGGAGAUCACCCACAUUAUGCGGGAAAGACAACUGCGAGAGGGAGCAACCCCAGAAGAGGAGGCUGAGGAGGCCCCCUAUACUGCAGACUGGGAAGGCUAUCCAGAGGAGACCUACCCAGAGUAUGAUAUGCCCUGCCGCAGACGCAGGUUUCCUAGCGUUAUCCUAGAGGAGCCAGAUCAAGUUAUAUUCACAGCUGAGGAGCUAGCUGAGAGAAUGGAGAAAGAAGAGGGAGAAGAUGAGAAUGAGUCAGUUGACAAUGACUUGUGUACUAAUGAGAAUGUGAUGAAAGAUGAACAAGAAGAUGAAGAGGAAGAAGAAAAUGACGAGGAAGAGGAAGAUGAGGAGGAAGAGAUUGGAGAGGACCAGCCCUGUCUUCCUAAAUGUAUUGAUGAGGACGAUGAGAGACUUAAGUUCAUAGGUGAAAGGGAAGAGGAACAAAAUGCAAGCAAGAGAAGACGGCAAAUCACCUUCAGCGAUCACAGACAUGUCUACCAUUAUCCAAAGGGUGGUGUUGUUGGCUGCAAGUUUGAGGAAGAGGAUGAGGAAGAGCAUGAAGAAGGAGAAGAAGUAGAAGAGGAGGAGGAGGAGGUGGAGGAGGAAGGGAAAGAAGAGGAAGAAAAUGGUGAUGACGAAGACUGCGAAGAGGAAGAUGGGGAGGAAGAUCAGUGGAAUGAAGAAGGGCAGAGUGAUAAAGAGGAGAAAGAGGAGGAUCCACUGAUGGAGGCUGAGAGUCUGGGAUUUAAUGAUGAUGUCGAAUGUGAUCCUGAAGAGCAGGAAGUAGACCUCAUUGACUUCCUUCAAACAUACCAACCUGAAGUAACUGACAUCUCCAGUCAGUCACAGUCACCCGAAGCUCAGGCCUCUGGGACACUUAGAAUGCGUCACAAGAAGCAAAAAGUGUAG